Messenger RNA from Aplosporella prunicola CBS 121167, 1410 nucleotides. RefSeq names its product glycoside hydrolase family 7 protein. Gene Ontology annotation, molecular function: hydrolase activity, hydrolyzing O-glycosyl compounds. The record is from RefSeq and is a predicted model, not a curated record. Gene Ontology annotation, biological process: carbohydrate metabolic process. Lineage: Eukaryota; Fungi; Ascomycota; Dothideomycetes; Botryosphaeriales; Aplosporellaceae. The transcript is spliced from 2 exons. The coding region runs from base 1 to 1410 and encodes 469 amino acids.
AUGUAUCAGACUUCCGUCCUCGCCUCUCUUUCAGCCCUGCUGGCUGCCACCAACGCCCAGCAGGUGGGAACUCAGACUGCGGAAACGCACCCCAAGCUGACGACCCAAAAAUGCACCACCGCUGGCGGUUGCACCGACCAAUCGACCUCGAUUGUGCUUGACGCCAACUGGCGCUGGCUGCACACGACGGAGGGCUACACCAACUGCUACACUGGCAACGAGUGGGACACCUCCAUCUGCCCCGAUGCCGAGACCUGCACCACUGCCUGCGCCCUGGACGGCGCUGACUACGAGGGCACCUACGGCAUCACCGCUGACGGCAACUCCCUGACGCUCAAGUUCGUCACCCAGGGCUCGUCCGGCGCCAACGUUGGAUCCCGUGUCUACCUUUUGGCCGAGGGCAGCGAGGACAAGUACGAGAUGUUCAAGCUCAAGAACCAGGAGUUCACUUUCGACGUGGAUGUCUCGAACCUGCCUUGCGGCCUGAACGGCGCCCUCUACUUCUCCGAGAUGGAGGAAGACGGCGGCAUGUCCAAGUACGAGACCAACAAGGCUGGCGCCAAGUACGGCACCGGCUACUGCGACACCCAGUGCCCGCACGACCUCAAGUUCAUUGCUGGCGAGGCCAACGUCCAGGACUGGGCGGCGUCGGACACCGACAAGAACGCCGGCACGGGCCACUACGGCUCCUGCUGCAACGAGAUGGACAUUUGGGAGGCGAACUCCCAGGCCAACGCCUACACGCCGCACGUGUGCUCCGACAAGGUCCAGGGCUCUUACAGGUGCGAGGGCACCGAGUGCGGCGACGCUCCUGACGAGCGUUACGACGGUGUGUGCGACAAGGACGGCUGUGACUUCAACCCGUACCGCAUGGGCAACCAGUCGUUCUACGGCGAGGGCAAGAUCGUCGACACGACGUCCAAGUUCACCGUCGUGACGCAGUUCAUCACUGCCGACGGCACUGCCGACGGCGAGCUGACCGAGAUCCGCCGCAAGUACGUUCAGGGCGGCAAGGUCAUCGAGAACUCCUUCGCCGACUACGACACCCUGGCCAAGUUCAACUCGGUCAGCGACGACUUCUGCACUGCGCAGAAGGAGCUCUUCGGCGACGAGAACUCCUUCAGCAACCUCGGCGGCAUUAAGAACAUGGGUGGCGCUUUUGAGCGCGGCAUGGUCCUCGUCCUCAGUCUGUGGGACGACCACACUGCCAACGCCCUCUGGCUCGACAGCAACGACCCCGCCGACGGCGACGCCUCCACCCCUGGUGUCGCUCGUGGUCCUUGCGGCACUGACACCGGCAAGCCCGACGAUGUCGAGGCGAACGACGCCGACUCUUCGGUCAUCUACUCCAACAUCCGCUACGGCGACAUUGACUCGACCUACAGCAGCAGCAGUAACAGCACCGCCUAA